AUGGCAUCGCCUUCGACAUCGAGUUGUAGUUCCAGCAAGCCGUUUUCGCAGUGGACAGUGAAGGAGCUCACCGAUUAUUUAAGAAAGAGAGGAGUUACGACAUCAGGGUACAACAAACAGAAACUAGUUCAACUUGCGACUGCUGUGGCCGAUAUCGCUUUGCCCCAAGACCCGGACCUUGCGAGCUUCGACUCCGCACGGUCGCUGCGGGAGAAGUUGGAGCGUGCGGGGUGCUCGUUCGACGACCCAAUGAAAAUCACCGGCUACACCGAGAACUUUGAAAGGAAUUUCCAAUGCGAUUUCGAUGAACCUGCGUUGUGCGGUUUCACCCAAGAUACAAGAGAUGAUCUGGAGUUUCUUCAUCAUAGUGGUUUGACUCCAACUGAAGGAACCGGACCUCGUGGCGACCAUACCUCAGGUUUCGGACAUUAUAUGUACCUGGAAGCAACGGGUGCAACGUUUGGUUCAACUGCCCGCCUCAUAUCUCCUCGCUUCAAUGGUAGCAGUGGUGAUGAUGAUGAUGAGGGGACCAACGGUGUGAAGGUCACCUUCUGGGUUCAUAAGAAUGGCCAGGAGAUGGGGAACCUUCGUUGUUUUCUUAUGAAUGCAACCACGGAUACAUCCACAGCGACUACGAACACCACCACUACAAUGCAACAAAUACUAGAAGUCCCUGGUGUACUCGGCACCGAAUGGGUGAAGAAAAAUGUGACGAUUCCUAGACCAUCAACAGAUUUUCAUAUCGUUUUCGAAGCAACAUGUGGAGCAUCUGCAGCUAGUGAUAUCGCUAUUGAUGACGUCACUGUGAAUGAUGACGUCAUUCCAGAACCAGCACCUAUUGAAGAGUUCAACUGUACUUUUGAGGCUGCAGGCCUUUGUGUAUUUUCUCAAGAUGGAACCGACCAGUUCAAUCUAGUCAAAUACCAUGCUGCUGAAAAUCCAAAUCCAUUUGCUAUGAAUAGAGAUCACACAUUUAGCAAUGGCACAGGGCAAUACUUGUCAGUCGAUGCGUAUAGCCGCUUUGGGUGGGGAUGGCGUCGUACAUCAUCGAGACAUUCAGCAGGGCAGGUUGCUCGUCUUGUAUCACCCAUGUUAGCUCCCGUGAAUGAAGGCGAAGACCCAGCAUGUCUUCUAUUCUGGUACCACAUGCAUGGAGGGGAUGGUGUGGGUCAGAUCAGGGUCUACGUCAAGAAUGAAUCCUCAGAGGAGUUAGGUGAUCCGCAAUGGCUCCUUGGCGGUGAACGAGGGAACGUUUGGCGCGCUGCUGAAAUCAGAAUUGAACAACUUCUUAAAUUUCAGAUUAUCUUCGAAUUUACGGCUGGAAACUUGGAGAAUAUUGCUAUCGAUGAUGUGAGCUUAUCACGCUAUGAUGUCCUGGAGAACGUGAGUAUAUAA
Strongylocentrotus purpuratus (purple sea urchin) is the source of this 1395-nucleotide messenger RNA. Its product is annotated as MAM and LDL-receptor class A domain-containing protein 2-like. The transcript is spliced from 7 exons. Lineage: Eukaryota; Metazoa; Echinodermata; Echinoidea; Camarodonta; Strongylocentrotidae. The record is from RefSeq and is a predicted model, not a curated record. Gene Ontology annotation, cellular component: membrane. The coding region runs from base 1 to 1395 and encodes 464 amino acids.